Closterium sp. Naga37s-1 is the source of this 537-nucleotide messenger RNA. NCBI's taxonomy places the organism in Eukaryota, Viridiplantae, Streptophyta, Zygnematophyceae, Desmidiales, Closteriaceae. The record is from the annotation of a GenBank genome assembly.
AUGGCGAGCUCACGCGUCCUCCUGCUGUCUCUCCUCGUUGUGUUAGUCUCAGCGAAAUUCGCGUACGGGCAGAUUCGUGAGAAAGCCUGCCUUCCCAAGGACAAGUGCCCUGACCGAAAGAGCAAGCUCUGCGGCCUCUACGCCACGUGCAGGACUCUUAGAAGCAUUGUCCCCGAACUCUACGGCUGCGACGAAUGUGCUGCUUUCGACCUGAAGAAGAUGCCUCCUAGUGCCUGCAACUACACGACCGGUCGCUGCCUCGCCAACAAAAUCGACGGCAAGUCCUGUACCGCGAAGAUGUUCAAUACGGUGUGCGAUAGGAAGGAGCCCGCGUUCUCGUGCCAGAAGGUUGAAGGCGUUCCCGUCACCAAGAAGGCACCCCAGUUGUACCGCUGCUGCAGGAGGACUUGCCCCCCUGGCCUGUGCGGAAAGGGCUCGAAGCCGAUCCAGUGGAGGAACAACUGCAAUGUUCUUAUCGACUGCCCUACUGCUUGCGCUCCUCGUGCUGCGAAUGCUGUCGCGGUUAUAUAUCUGUAA